Molecule: messenger RNA, 781 nt
Organism: Diabrotica balteata
Lineage: Eukaryota; Metazoa; Arthropoda; Insecta; Coleoptera; Chrysomelidae
Source: the annotation of a GenBank genome assembly
CAUUUAUUUCUUUUUAAAAAGUUUAUUUUCAAUUUUCAUUGUCAAGGUUCAAAGGUUCAAAGAUUGAUUUUCAAGAAAAGUAAUUAUUUAUAAUGAUCAAAACUAUGAAUAGAUAUUUAAAGUCCUUUUUGAAGCUCGAAAAUAAGCUGAUAAACCUUAGACAUAUUUCUUACAUACAAGGACAAAGCCCUGAACCGAAAGUGAGAGAAUAUUUUUAUUAUAUAGACCACCAAGGAAUGUUGUUUUUAGAUGAUGUCCGAAUGAAGAACUUUACGUCAUGCUUUAAGGAAAAGAAAUUUUUACGAUUCUUUUUUAAUCAGCUCAGAAUAAACACCACUGCUCGUUAUCAGGAAUUUCCCUACAUUUCACUUUGUGGUAAAGAGAGAAACUUCGUUAGAUGUGAUGACUAUCCAAUUGUAUAUACACAUAUUGUCCAUAAAACAGAACCAGAUGAAAUACAUUUGGGAUAUAAUCAUGCAGGAGAUUUGUUGACAACAAAAUUCCUCCCAGAUAAAGUUAUCAUGUUACCUGAAACAGGGAGAGUUUACCAUCCUUGUAGUGAUAAGACAGGUGGAGUGGGACUAGUUGCUUCAAAAUUGGCUAUAGAAUUUAGUAAAUCAUUUACAUUUGAAAAUGGAGAUUUGAAUCCUCCUACUCAUUUUACGUUUGAAAAUAUUACUUAUGAUUUAGAUUCCUCCUGGUAUCAAAAGGCAAAUAAAGUUGAUAGAUAGUUGAUAGUUUUGUAGUUUUAUGCUUAUGGUUAAUAAAAAUUAUAUUAAUA